GCGGCCACCACCUUUUCAAGCAUUUUCAUAGAGACCCCCUACCUCAAAGUGUCGCCUCUCAGUCCGUAUAGGCAGUUACUGGCGAUGUUUCAACCCUAUGACAUUCUGAUUUAGUGCUGUGUGACAUAAAAGCGCGCGUCAGAGCACGCGAUUUCAGGACGUGACGACAUGCGCAGGCUGUUAUGGUGAUGUAUGCGCGGCUAACUUAAAAAAAAACCGGAAGUAUAAACGCAGUGCAGCUGUCUCCUACAUGGUUAACUUUGUGUUUGUUCCCCACCUUGACCAUUUAUCUGUUCGAAAAAUAUAACAUUUUGGCAGGAAAAGUCACGUGACACGCACCUGGUGAGAAACAUGUGUUGGCGGUAGAAUUCAAAUUUCCAAUUUUGUCAAAUUCGCACGCAAACACGUCUUUAAAUGGAAAUAGCGGUGUUCGAAAUUCGUCCUUGACCUUGAUCACGUGACAUCCUGUAUUAUGCCAUGCAUAUGUUUCAAUGUUGGAGCCUAAUCCAAAUUUGAGGAAUUAAUAUGGAAUCUACGGAAGCCCAAAAGUGCCACCUUCGCGAAUACGUUUUAUUACGUUACAGCUGCUGAAAGGAUAUAAAACAUUUCAAUUACAUAAGUAACAAGAAGAAAGUUGUUUGUGUAUGGAGAAUUACUACUGACUAAAUAGCGGACAGUGCAGUUCAUUAUAAUACAGACGACACCGAUGUGCCGGCUGAUCGUGGUCUGCACUGGUCACAUGGGUAGAUUGUAUUGUCAUCUGCGGGAUGAAAGGUUAAUUUAUCAUGUCAAAAUAUGAAGACUCGCGUUCCAGUUUAUAUACCUGUACGUCGUUACAAUAUUUAUGCGCUGAUAUGAUAAACCUAUGUAACAAGGUCAUAAAAACGUCAACUAUUGAAUAUGUACUAUAUGGUUAAGACUAGAGAUAAAAAGAACGCAAAAUAAACAUGUAUAUGUGCAGUGAUUACUGAUAUAACUAAGGGUUAUGUAAAAAAAAAUAGCAAGGACAUAUUUUAUGAAUUGAAUCAUUUGAAAUGUGAUAGAUAUAAGACUGAUUGUACUUAAACAAGUUUUAAGUCGCUAUAUUUGAUCUUAAUAUAAUAUACGGACAUACAGAUUAUUGAUCUAAACUAAACGUAAACAAAACGUGUUUAAUCCUAAAUUGUAACGUGACUUUGGUAUUCAAAAUGUCGUCUGGUCUGAAAGUUUUUGUUUUAGGAUAUACUGGUGAGACAGGGAAGGCAGUCAUUAAACAGUUGUCACGUGACAACAGUUUUUCAAACAUUAUUCUCAUCGGAAGGAGACAAGUGGACCUUGGAGAUUUUCAAAUUGCAGACGAUAGUCGGUUUAGUCAAAAAGUAAUAGAUUUUGAAAAGGUGGAAACACAUACCGAAGAUUUCAAAAAUUGUGAUGUUGGUUUUUGUUGCCUAGGAACGACACGUGGAAAAGCUGGACCGGAACAUUUUGUAAGAGUUGACAAGGACUAUGUUUUAAACAGUGCAAAAGUUGCUAAAGAAGCCGGAUGUACGCAUUUUCAAGUUGUGACUGCCUCAACGUCUGAUAAAAAUAGUUCUCUCUUGUACAAUAAAGUCAAGGGCGAGGUUGAAGAGGGGCUAAAGGAUUUACAUUUCAAAAGGCUUUCAAUAUUUCAGCCAGGAUUGUUGCUAGGUAACAGGGUAGAAAGACGUCCUAUGGAGACAUGUUUUAAAGUCGUCCUUUUUCCAUUAACCAAACUGUUUCCAACAUAUUCUUCCGUUCAUUUUGACAUUCUUGCUAAAGCGAUGAUUAACAACACGAAGAAACAGGCAACAGGCGAAGUGGAGGUGAUUACAAAUAGCAAAAUACAUGAACUAUCAAAGGGAGAAAACUAGGUUAAAACUACAGAUAGAAAGUUUUAUACAGUUAUCACGCCUGGAUAAAAAGGAGAGACAAUUGUUUUCUUUACCUUCUCAAAUGAAAUAGACAACCUUGUUGUAUGGUUGAUUUUUUACCCGUGUCAUCGUAAUUUUAUCAUCAGAAAAUGAUAAUGUAAAAUUUGUUUCUUUGUAUAAUCUAGGUCCUCAUGAAUAUAAGACAUUUGUUUUAUUUUACCGGAUAUCUAUAUUACAGUAAUAUCAAUUCACAUUUUAUUAUUCCGGUUGCUGAAAGGUAUGAAAUAUUUCUAAAAAAAAAGUUAAAGUGAUAAAAUUAUGUUGUGUGCAUAACCAUAUGGUCGAUUAUUGAAUGAGUUGUAACAUAGUAUGUCUCUGUUAUUUAUUACACAUGAAUUUUGAAAAUACAUAAAUAGAAUAGAAAUUUCUGGA
Messenger RNA from Ruditapes philippinarum (Manila clam), 2303 nucleotides. RefSeq names its product oxidoreductase HTATIP2-like. The coding region runs from base 1188 to 1871 and encodes 227 amino acids. Gene Ontology annotation, cellular component: cytoplasm. The transcript has 5 exons. Gene Ontology annotation, biological process: import into nucleus. Lineage: Eukaryota; Metazoa; Mollusca; Bivalvia; Venerida; Veneridae. The record is from RefSeq and is a predicted model, not a curated record.